This is a messenger RNA of Myxocyprinus asiaticus (Chinese sucker), 2294 nucleotides long. RefSeq names its product centrosomal protein 72 (gene cep72). The record is from RefSeq and is a predicted model, not a curated record. Gene Ontology annotation, molecular function: protein binding. The coding region runs from base 26 to 1636 and encodes 536 amino acids. The transcript has 14 exons. Lineage: Eukaryota; Metazoa; Chordata; Actinopteri; Cypriniformes; Catostomidae.
CGUACUGUGUACCAGCUUCAAAACAAUGGCGGUAGACGGUUUGUCCAUAACAGAGCAGUGGAUCAGAGAUAAACUAAAUCUUCAACACAGUUGUUUAGCGGAUGUUAGGUCAUUGAUCCUACCAGGAACAUAUGAAGGGAAGAUCUGUCAUUUGGGAUCAUCUCUGAAGAAUUUUGUGCGUUUGAAAACAUUGGAUCUUUCUCAUAAUGCACUGAUCACAGUUCAGGGGAUUGAGCAUCUGGAAACGCUAGAGAAACUCAAUCUGUACUACAACAGACUGGCAUCACUACAGGACGUCUUUUCUCUGCACAAGCUGCAGAAUUUGAAUGAACUGGACUUGAGAUUGAAUCCUGUAGUUCAGAGACACCCUUACUACCGUCUGUACUUGGUCCACGCUAUGACCAAACUCCGCAAACUUGAUGAUUGUCCUGUGCGCGACCGAGAACGGAAGGCUGCUCUCAUGCAUUUCUCAUCAGAGUCAAAUUUGUACCCUAAACAGAACAGACACGUCUUAACACAAGACACAGCAUGCAGAAGUAGUGAGCAGAGAAUAAAAGCAGUGGAGAGGAUGAUGAAGACGCUCUCACAUUUAGAACACAAUGAGGAAGCUGCUCUCAAUGAAGUGUGCAGAAUGAAGCAUCAAUCUCUCACCAAUCGCUCUGAACAUGAAGGCAGCCCUCGUCUCUUACUAGAAAAUCCUUCUGAUGUCAUGCAUUUAAUUAAUGAUUCUGGAUGUGAAAGGUCCUCGACACCAAAUCAGGAAUCCGUUCUGAAGAACUUGGAUCCUAAGGAUGGAGUUCCCACUCGACAAGGUGGGCACAAAGUGACUUUUCUCAGUCCCAUUGUUGAAAGCUGUCGUUCGGUGAGUUGUUUGAACCGCGGUACAGUUCGAGGAGAGACUAUGUUUACACCACACCCUACUGCGUGCGCUGCUUCACAAGAAGACAAUUGUAGAACCAUCAAACUGCAAAACAGUCCAAAUCCCAUCUUGCAUCCUCCCAGAUUAACCUACCAGAGCAGAGGAACGUCUGAUAGAAGUCCACCUGCAUCAGAGCGAGAACGCAAACCACGUAAGGGUGCGUACAGGAAACCCAUGGAGUUGCUCCUAAGUAUGAUGGAGGAGCUCUGGUCUGGGACGAAGGAAAAUCAACAAAACAGAACGCUCCUCAUGAACAUGGUGAAGAUCCUCAGCAUGAUGGAGAAGGAUGUUGUGGAUGGAGAAGAGGAGAUCCAGAGUCUUAAAGAAACAGUCAAAGCUCUGAACGCUCGAACCGAACGACAGAAGAAACAACAUCGAUCUGAGAUUGAAGAAAUUCAACUUCAGCUUCAACAGGCACAAGAGUCCAUAGAAGCUCUUAAUGAGCAGUUGAAGACUGUGUUGGAGGAAAACGUGUCUUUACAGAAACAGCUGAUCAGAGCUGAAAAGAGGCUUCUCUCCUCUCGACUGAAGAACAUGACAAACAUAGAGGACAGAGCAGAGCUGUCUGACUCGUCGGAGUUGAACAGGAAGAGACAGACAGUCCAGGACGGCCACAGAGCCAACGAGAUCGCACACGAGCAGCGAGAACACUACAAGUCUUUAAUUGCCAGAAAUGAACGUUUGCUGCAGCAGCUGGAAGAGGCUCUGAUGAGCUGAGAGAAGAUUGUGUUCAUCUAUAAACACCUGUCUUUUCCCAGACAGUGAAUAGUGCUUCGUCACAUAUCAUUAAAAUUACAUGCCUUUUAUUUGAUAGACAGUCUUUGUGCAAGGCAGCACGUGUUCUCUUUCUUUCUUAAACGUAUUCAAACAUGUAGUUCCACAGUGUCUUAUAAAAAUGACAAGAGGCGAAUUUGUUGGACAUAUGCACUAACACAAAUAUUUGAAAUUAGUAAAUGUUUAAAACACUUUUCUGUGCCUUAGCAAGUUAAGUUCUGUGGCUAGUUAAGUCCAGUAAAUAUUUCUCAAGGAAAGUUUAUUUUUUAAAGUUAAUCUCUGUAUAGACACACAGCUUAUGUCUUCAAAUUGAACAGUUCAUCUAAAUUGGCUAUUUAACUUUUCUGCCAGUAUUGCAGAGAGGAUACAAAGCUUGACCCAAUAGCGGGGCAUGUUGUCACAAUGGUAACUUUCCAUUGCUUUGGCCAACACAUGUUGUACUUAAUUACAACAUGUAAAAACCAUGUCUAUACUUUUAAAUCUAAAAUCUACCUAUAUUAUAUACGUAGCUGACUCUUGGCUCAAUGUAUGCCAGUGUAAUUUUGUGUUCAGUUGUUUACCCAGUUGCUAUUACAAAAAUAUUGGAAGUUUUAUUUGGAGA